CGUGAGCGCUCAGCACUUUGUGGUUUGGCGGUUAUUUGCCCGCAAUCUGUUUGGGGCGUAAUCGGUGUGGAAUUCUGCAGUGGAAAAAAGAGCGGCGGAAACCUCGUCCGAAUUUUCGCGGUGGCAUCAAGGGCUGUUCCGCCACCUAAGGACAAGGUGUGAGUAAGCAUCGACCGGAGCCAUGGGCACGACGUAUGUCCGUCUCACAGCACCAGGCUCGUUCUGCGAGCAGGGUGUGGUUUGCAUAUCGCCUCACGGUUCCGACAUCCUCCGGGUGUUCAAUCUCAGCGACCAAGGCAUGGAACGACUAAGUUCUGCAAUCACCUCCACGUGGAGCCGAGGGAUCAAGAGCGGCGCGUGGCAGGCUGACAAGCUCUACGAGUUUAGAUUCCACGGCAAUCCGUGGCCAGGCGCGGGUGCUGAGGCGAUUCAGUCUCGACGCCUCAUGGUCGGCAUUUUCCGUUGCAUGCUAGGUAUGGGCUAUGGCUUGGCCCUGAGCCCCAACGUGAGUAAGCGCCAAGGCGCCAAGGAUGCCUGGGUAUUUCUUCAGCGCUUCGACAGCUGGCGGUGCUCGGAUCCCCGUGACAUAUUUGCCAUCUCAUUUAACCGAGCCAACCGAAUACGGAUCAUCGACGCCAAGGACGAGAUUACUGCCCUCAUUACGCACGUGGCGGGUCGGUAUUGGAGGAAAGGAACUGCGAAGAUAGGUAGUUAUGAAGGCGUGCCAGAGAUAGAGCUGGCAGGGAGUCCAUGGGAUGCAAACGGGAAGGACUCGACGGCAAAUCGAGUGCUGGUGGCGCAGCUGGUGGCGGGGUUGGCAGGGGCCGGGUACACCGUGUACGCGUCGCUGGCCAGCGAACGAGGGAACGGCUGCCGACCCGACUCCUGGGUAGUUGUCAAGAACCCGCCCACUUUGACUGGAAACACUUAGGAGAUAGUUAGGAGAUAGACUAACUUCUUCAUGUUUCUCCCUUUUUUCCUCUCAUGCCUCUACCCUUCUUAGCUCGUCCACUUCUGCCCUACGAGACGGGACGGGACGGGACGGGAUUCCCCCCUUCUUUGUCGAUUUAGACUAGACUAUCAAGAGAUUGAGUUGGCUGAUUACUCUGCUUUCUUCACUGUUGUUAGCUUCGUUGCUUGUUCUUUGCCUGUGCGCACGAGUGAGUGUAUGCUAGUGUCUGAGAAUUACCAAUCAAAGUGUCCUCUGUCUCUGUGUGUGUGUGUGUGUGUGUGUGUGUGUGUGUGUGUGUGUGUGUGUUCGCUGUAUACAACUCCACAAAAAAGCAUGACCGUGCAAGACUGUUUCGUCGGACUUUCACCGACUCAUCAGCAGGUUUUGUGUGUGUGUGUUGGCUGCGUGCGUGUGUGCACGUGCACGUGUGUUUCGUAUUGUAGGAGGUGUGUAGGUGGGUAUGCCUCCGUGUGCGCACCAUCCCCUUCAUCAGAUACAUGAGGGGACCGCCGCAGCCCCUUUUACGAAAAAAAAGAGGAGUACUAACAGUGCUAACAUCCGGUCAUCUUCAUCUUCAAGGACGCCUGCCCUGGGUUUUGCCUACGUCGGGGUGGUCUUUCGGCAUCAUCUAUGGUGAAUCAUCCGAGCACGUGCGUCCUGCGACGAGGAUCAAACUGAAAAAAAGUGAUGAUGAUGGCGAUGAUAACUGAAAGGUGACGAAGAUGAGGACGAUGGAUGGCAACACCAAACGGAGGUCGGUGGGAUAUAUAAAAAAAAGAGUGAAUUCGAUAGUGAAUUCGGAGGCAGUGAUCAGAACCUGCAGGACGGGAAAGAGACUACUUUCUACUUUCUGCUUUCUCCACUCUAAUCCAAGCCACGAACUUGUUACCUGUCCUUCCUCGUCUUUCCCGCGCUGUGAUUGGCACAUGACAACGCGGGAAAGACGAGGAUGGCACAUGACAACGAAUCGAAGACAGGAGCAUUUGAACUCUUUUAAGUGCUACGGAAACCUGCGUGAACGUGCAGCCUGAACACUGCGGCGGUUCUGACGUACACGCUUCGUCGGCUCUGUGUUUGACUAAUCAUCCCUGUAUAAUUGUAAAUACUGUAAGCAAAAACGCCUGUAGGUAGGAUUCUCUCUAUAUCUAUCUAUCUGUCUAUCUAUCUAUCCAGCGCUGCACACCAGUUCUGAAAACAGGGGUCUCUUCAUACUACUGUAAUUACGAAUAAAAGACAAAGGAGUUUUUGAAUUCCAAGAGGUACGGAAAUCUGCUUGAAGUUGAAGCCUGAACAUUGAGGCGGUCUGACGUACAAGCGUCCUCGGCUCCGUGUUUGACCAUUCAUGCAUCUAUAAUCAAAUAUUAAUCAUAAA
Messenger RNA from Chara braunii, 2324 nucleotides. NCBI's taxonomy places the organism in Eukaryota, Viridiplantae, Streptophyta, Charophyceae, Charales, Characeae. The record is from the annotation of a GenBank genome assembly.